AUGAACCUUGAAGCACGAGUGAUGGAGAUGGAGGAAAUUAUAAGAAAACAGGAUAAGGAGCUUAGACGUAUGUCGGAGUUGAUGACCAGCAACAUGCGCACCUCUCGAGGGGAGCUUCCCUCAGUUGAGGACUUGAGAGCCCAGGUUCAAGUCUUGAAGGGCGAAUUGUCGAGUGCUAAGGUUAGAGCGGACGAUGCCGAGGAGAGAGCUGGUCAAUGGGCACUCUUAGAGAAGUCCAUAAGCAGAGUUCUCGCAAGACUUACUGCCUGUGUCGGUGGGGGUCUGGUUGCGAUUACACCGCGGAAGCAGCAGCGUCAUCAGGGAGAACUCGAGUAA
Molecule: messenger RNA, 336 nt
Organism: Perkinsus marinus ATCC 50983
Lineage: Eukaryota; Perkinsozoa; Perkinsida; Perkinsidae
Exons: 3
Coding region: 1-336 (111 amino acids)
Source: RefSeq, a predicted model, not a curated record